Rhipicephalus sanguineus (brown dog tick) is the source of this 2719-nucleotide messenger RNA. Its product is annotated as replication protein A 70 kDa DNA-binding subunit. The transcript has 15 exons. NCBI's taxonomy places the organism in Eukaryota, Metazoa, Arthropoda, Arachnida, Ixodida, Ixodidae. Gene Ontology annotation, cellular component: nucleus. The record is from RefSeq and is a predicted model, not a curated record. Gene Ontology annotation, molecular function: DNA binding. The coding region runs from base 371 to 2137 and encodes 588 amino acids. Gene Ontology annotation, biological process: DNA repair; DNA replication; DNA recombination.
GAAACUAUAUAAUUUAGGCUGCACACGCGGAUUCAGCUUUCGCUCGAGUUCCAAUUAGCUUGGGCAGCUUUUGUUGUACGUGCGGUGCCCCAUAACCGUGUGAACGACCUCAUUUCCAGGUCGUUCACACGGAUCGUCGUGAGGAGGCCUCGCCACAGGCGCCCGCAGUUGCCCGCAUUUGCCUUUCAAGAGAAAACGCGGGAUGGAAGUGACGCCACCGGCAGAGAUACUUACGCGCGUAAAGGAUCGAGAGUAGAAUUCGAACUGUUUGAACUGCGUGCGACGUCCUUCCGUAGUCGACGAGGGCGUUGCUAGAUAUACCGGGCCUCGCCUGUUUAUCUCUCCACGCCUCCGCUGUUUCCACUCAGACAUGGAAAACGAAGGUCUCACAGCUGGGGCGAUUCAGCGUCUACUCAACAAAGAAGAAGUUCACAAACCCGUGCUGCAGAUACUGGGCUUAAACGCCAUUCGCACUGACUCUGCGGAGAGAUGUAGGAUAGCGCUCUUCGAUGGAGCAGACUGCCACACGUAUGCAAUGCUUGGAGCGCAUCUUACAAGCACGCCAGCCUACAACAACCAAGUUGACAAAUACUCAGUGGUGCGACUGGAAAAGUACAUGUGGUACACAGUCAAAGAAAGUAACAGAGAUAUUCUGGUUAUUUUGGGCCUAACCGUUAUCCGGAAAGGCGAUGACGUGGGCUGCACGUUGCGGAGGCCUUCGAUUUCCAUCUCAUCAACGCCAUCUGCAGCACCGGUAGCGGCGUCAUUUGGAAGCAGCUCAAACGCCUAUAUCAUCCCGAUCGCUCAACUUACUCCCUUCAAUUCAAGGAGGACAAUCAGAGUUCGGGUCACGUAUAAGACUGCCGUACGAUCUUGGAGAAGUUACAACGGGACAGGAAAGUUGUUCUCCCUUCAUCUGCUGGAUGAAAGUGGAGAAAUAAGUGCGACGGUGUGGAUCGACAAUCACUGCGACUGGCUUUACGAUGCUUUUCAAGCCAGCAAGGUAUAUGAGAUUUCAAACUACACCGUGAAGCCACCAAAAGACCCCUCGUAUUCAACUUUCGAACACGAAUACGAGCUGUCAUUCUCAUCAGCAACCAGCGUCUAUCCAUGCCGUGAUGAGCCUCCAAACAUUCCCAUGCUGAAACUCAAAUCGGUGCCUAUAUCGAAUGUUCCAGAUGUGGCCGAGAACGGUCUCAUUGACGUGAUCGGGGUCUGCUCGUGGACAGGCGACGUGAGGACGGUGAAGAAGCGGGCCACUAAUGAGGACCUCAAGAAACGAGACGUACUCCUAGUGGACGAAAGCAAUACGGACGUCCCCCUCACACUCUGGGGUGAUCAGGCGGAGAGGUUUGACGGUGCUGGCAACCCUGUCAUCGCUGUGAAAGGAGUGCGCGUGUCCCGAUACAAUGGUAGCAUAUCCCUGUCCAUGCUUCCCUCUGGAGCCCUGCACGUCAACCCGAACAUUCCGGAGACCCAUACACUUCGCAGCUGGUAUAAGGAAAGCGUGCGUUGGCCUACUCGUUCGCUCUCAGCCCAUAGCAACGAACUACUGGACCACGGAAUGCCCAACUGGAAGUGCCUGGCACAAGUCGAGAAGGAGCGUUUGGGCCAGGGAGGCACGCCGGAAUACUACAACGUCAUGGGGUGCCUCUCUGUCCUGCGCACUGAAAGCGCCCUGUACAAGGCCUGCACCAACGAAAACUGCAAGAACAAAAAAAUGCUCGACCGGGAGGACGGAAACUACUUUUGCGAGAAAUGCGGCUGUGAGACAAGUGAAUUCAAGUGGACGCCUCUCAUUACGGGGAAAUCGACGAUCGCAGAUUUCAGUGGUUGCCAGCAGAUAACCUGCUUUGGGGAACAAGUUGAACAGUUGGUCGGAGUGUCUGCGGAAGACCUGGGAAGAAUGUACGAGGCAUCUAGCCCUAGUAACUGUGACUUUGAAGAAACCUUCCAUGAGGCCACCUUCAAGAGGUUUAUCUUCAGGCUACGCGUGGCAAAGGAGGCCUACAAUAACGAAGUCAUCUUGAAGACAACAGUGGUCGACGCGGCUCCAGUCCGCUACAACAUACAGGCGCGACGCCUACUCAGGAGAAUCGAAGAGCUGUCAGCAAGGAUUGCGAUGGAAACGCAUUGACUACAUCAAGCAUGGUUUCUGCAAAAUUUGCGCUCAAUUUGAUCUGCAAUGUUUGCCUCAACUUAUACAAUCUCCCGAACCACGUGUCCGCGGAGAUUUUUUCGUUCAAUGAGUGGAGAUUCACUAAAAUUGGUGCCGGGUCUAUUUUUUCACACUCAAACCUGUCGUUGCGCUGCUGUGCCAGUGAUUGUUUUUCAUUCAUGUGAGUACCACAUCCAACUUUACUGUGAUCUAGAUAUGUAUUGUCGUUGGAUCAUCUGCCUGUGGUAAUCUCUAACUUGAAAACCUUCCUUUUCUUGGCAUGUGUUUGCGCCACGCCUCGUUGCAUCUCGAACGGCCUGACUUCACUGCUCAGCGUUCCGCACUGCAUUCUUUCUGUCAUUUUUUUGCCUAAUCAGGGCAGUAAUCGUGGUGUGUCUGAUCUGAUUUUUUUUAUUUGCUGCGUUUUUUAUCCUUUUCUGGUUUUUCUGGUACUAAGGUUGUUACCUUUGCGCUUACCUGCCUUACUGCAGCGUCACCCGUAGAUGUCGCUGGUAAUCGCACAGCUUUAUUUGUAACUGAAUCUAAUAAACUUCUCUUUUA